GUCGGUUUGGGCGGGCGGGGCGCAGGCCGCGGGGCCCGAGCCGGGGGAGCGAGCGAGCGGAGGCGCCGAGGAUCCGAUUCACUCGCUGGGGAAAUCUAUGGGCCGAAGCCGUGUAAAUGCGUUUUAAGCAGGGGCCUCGGCUCCGCAACUGCCACUCCUCCUCGGGGUGUUGCACAAGUUUCGAGGUCACCGGCGACCCCCCCUAGCAGCGCGCCUGGCACUGGCCCCCGCGAAGGAAGACGGGGCUUGUGUGUUGCAUACUUUCUAAGGCGGCGGCGGCGGCGGCAGCGGCGGCGGCGGCGGAGGCUCCAUCCAGCCUAUCGGCUCCUCCUCCUAGGCAUGGCUGGCUACCUGAGUGAAACGGACUUUGUGAUGGUAGAAGAGGGCUUCAGCACCCGAGACCUGCUGGAGGAACUCACUCUGGGGGCCUCAGAGGCCACCACGGGUGAGGUCGCUGCCUUCUUCGUGGCCGACCUCGGUACUGUAGUGAGGAAGCACUUCUGCUUUCUGAAGUGCCUGCCUCGAGUCCGGCCCUUUUACGCUGUCAAGUGCAACAGUAGCCUGGGCGUGCUGAAGGUCCUGGCCGAGCUGGGGCUGGGCUUCAGCUGUGCUAACAAGGCAGAGAUGGAGUUGGUCCAGCGUAUUGGCGUCCCUGCCAGUAAGAUCAUCUACGCCAACCCCUGUAAGCAAAUUGCACAGAUCAAGUAUGCUGCCAAGCAUGGGGUCCAGCUGCUGAGCUUUGACAACGAGAUGGAGCUGGUAAAGGUGGCGAAGAGCCACCCCAGUGCCAAGAUGGUUCUGUGCAUUGCCACCAAUGACUCCCACUCCCUGAGCCACCUCAGCCUCAAUUUUGGAGCGUCACUGAAAUCCUGCAGACACCUGCUUCAAAAUGCCAAGAAGAGCCAUGUAGAUGUGGUAGGUGUGAGUUUUCACGUUGGCAGUGGCUGUCCUGACCCUCAGGCCUAUGCUCAGUCCAUCGCAGACGCCCGGCUUGUGUUUGAAAUGGGUGCCGAGCUAGGCCACAGGAUGCACAUCCUGGACCUGGGUGGCAGCUUCCCUGGAGUGGAGGGGGCCAAAGUGAGAUUCGAAGAGAUUGCUUCUGUGAUCAACUCAGCCUUGGACCUGUACUUCCCAGAGGGCUGUGGCGUGGACAUCCUUGCCAAGCUGGGGCGCUACUACGUGACCUCGGCCUUCACCUUGGCAGUCAGCAUCACUGCGAAGAAGGAGGUUCUUCUGGACCAGCCUGGCAGGGAGGAGGAGACUGGUUCUGCCCCCAAGACCAUGGCAUACCACCUGGAUGAGGGCGUGUAUGGAAUCUUCAACUCAGUCCUGUUUGACAACACCUGCCCUGCCCCCGUACUGCAGAAGAAACCGUCUACAGAGCAGCCCCUGCACAGCAGCAGCCUGUGGGGCCCGGUGGUCGAUGGCUGUGACUGCGUAGCUGAGGGCCUGUGGCUGCCGCAACUACACGUAGGGGACUGGCUGGUCUUUGAGAACAUGGGCGCCUACACCGUGGGCAUGGGUUCCUUCCUCGGGGGAACCCAAACCUGCCGCAUCACCUACGCCAUGUCCCGGGUGGCCUGGGAAGCGCUGCGAGAGCAGCUGCUGCCUCCAGAGCAGGAUGAGGACGCUGAGGGUGUGUGCAAGCCUCUGUCCUGCGGCUGGGAGAUCACAGACACCUUGUGUGUGGGCCCUGUCUUCACCCCAGCGAGCAUCAUGUGAGCGGGCCCCGUUGCCCCCCCACCCUGAGAACCCAAGCGGGGCCACAGAUGCCUCUGGGAGAGGUGGGAAGGCGGCAAGCAGAGCAUCCUCUGGCCAGGACUCUGGUGCUCGGUCUGCCGCCCCACCCCAUGCUCCACCUGUAGUGUUUCUGCCCUGUAAAUAGGACCAGUCUUACACUCGCUGUAGUUCAAGUGUGCAACAUAAAUCCUGUCCCUUCCAGCUGUGUCCGCCUCCUCUGCAGCGCAAAGGGCCUGGUCAGCCAGGUGUGGGGUGUUCUUGGGGUCUCCCGUGGUCUCCUGCACACCUCUGUAAAUAUGAAGCAAAUAAAUAUUUAGGUUUUUUUAAUA
Pteropus alecto (black flying fox) is the source of this 2069-nucleotide messenger RNA. RefSeq names its product antizyme inhibitor 2 (gene AZIN2). Gene Ontology annotation, molecular function: ornithine decarboxylase activator activity; catalytic activity. Bases 340 to 1722 code for a protein of 460 amino acids. NCBI's taxonomy places the organism in Eukaryota, Metazoa, Chordata, Mammalia, Chiroptera, Pteropodidae. Gene Ontology annotation, biological process: negative regulation of protein catabolic process; positive regulation of catalytic activity; positive regulation of polyamine transmembrane transport. Gene Ontology annotation, cellular component: cytoplasm. The record is from RefSeq and is a predicted model, not a curated record. The transcript is spliced from 11 exons.